Molecule: messenger RNA, 1506 nt
Organism: Striga asiatica
Lineage: Eukaryota; Viridiplantae; Streptophyta; Magnoliopsida; Lamiales; Orobanchaceae
Source: the annotation of a GenBank genome assembly
AUGGCGGUCGGAGGUAUUGCCAGCAGCUCUGGAGGAGGGAAAGAUUAUGCUGGCCGUGUCACUCCAUUUGUCAUCAUCACUUGCAUUGUGGCAGCCACGGGAGGAGUGACGUCAAUGGACGAGUUCCUGCAGAAAUUCUUCCCCGAAGUGUACGAGAAGGAAAAGAAAUCCGGCGGGGGCGAGAGCCAGUACUGCAAGUUCGAGAAUCACCUCCUGACCCUCUUUACGUCGUCCCUCUACCUGGCGGCCCUGGUGGCCUCCUUCCUCGCCUCGGCCACCACUCGCAAGUUCGGACGCAAGGUCUCGAUGACCACCGGCGGGGUCGUCUUCCUCUUCGGUGCCAUCCUCAACGGCAUCGCCCUGAACGUCGAGAUGCUCAUCAUUGGCCGCCUUCUCUUAGGCGUUGGGGUCGGCUACGCCAACCAGUCCGUCCCCGUCUACCUCUCCGAGAUGGCCCCCCACAAGCUUCGCGGGGCCCUUAACAUCGGCUUCCAGAUGGCCAUCACCAUCGGCAUCUUCGCCGCCAACCUCGUCAACUACGGCACCGCCAAGAUGGCCUCCAACGGGUGGCGCGUCUCCCUCGCCCUGGCAGGCGCCCCCGCCCUCGUGAUGACCGUCGGGGCAAUCUUCCUCCCCGACACCCCAAACUCCCUGAUCGAGAGGGGCCAGCGCGAGAGCGCGCGCACCAUGCUCGAGAAGAUCCGAGGCACGCCGUGCGUGGACGCCGAGUACAAGGACUUGGUGGAGGCCAGUGAGGCGUCCCAGAAGGUUAAGCAACCGCUCCGCACGAUCCUGGAGACAAAGUACCGUCCCCAACUCGUGAUCACGCUCCUCAUCCCGUUCUUCCAACAGCUCACGGGGAUCAACGUAAUCAUGUUCUACGCGCCUGUCCUCUUCAAGACCCUCGGCUUUGGGGACGACGCGUCACUCAUGUCCGCAGUCGUCACGGGACUCGUCAACGUGCUCGCCACCUUCGUCUCCAUCUUCACGGUUGAUAGGUUCGGGCGCAGGCUUCUGUUUCUCGAGGGCGGCGUGCAGAUGAUCAUCUGCCAGAUAGGUGUGGGGGCGCUUGUUGCCUCCGUCUUCGGGGUGUCAGGCACAGGGAGCUUUACCAAGGGGACUGGGAACCUCGCCCUAGCCCUCAUCUGCAUCUACGUGGCAGCAUUUGCAUGGUCAUGGGGUCCCCUUGGCUGGCUCGUGCCUAGCGAGAUCCACCCGCUCGAGACCAGGUCCGCGGGGCAGUCCAUCAAUGUUUCUGUAAAUAUGUUCUUCACCUUCAUCAUAGGCCAGCUCUUCCUCUCCAUGCUAUGCCACCUUAAAUUCGGACUUUUCUUCUUCUUCGCCGGCUGGGUCGUGCUCAUGACAGCGUUUGUAUUCUUUUUCAUUCCCGAGACCAAGAAUGUGCCUAUCGAGGAGAUGAACACAGUCUGGAAGAGCCACUGGUUCUGGGGCAAGUAUAUCCCGGAUGAUGCAGUGGGUCUGGGACACCGCGUGGAUAAUGCGUGA